GACUCAGGCGCCUUGACUGCUUGCGGCGCAUUGUUACAUCAUUGGCAAACACUGGUCACACUGACCCUCCGCUAAGGUAAUCAGUCCGAAAACAAUGUAAAACGAGCCCACCCCAUCCGUACUUGCUCCGUCUAUCUUACCGUCGAGAGUGCGUCUUCCGAGCAGAGUUCUUAGAGAUACGUUUGCGUUCGGCGUGUUGACGCCAUGUCCUCCACGCCGCCACCUCGUCUCGAUCAUCCAGACAAGUCGUAUGCAGAAGCGACGAUAGAGCCUCCCGUGCCCCAGACGAACGGAACGGUGCAGAACUCAGACGUCGCAGAGGCAAGAAGAAAGGCUCCGUCGGACGCCCCAGCCCAAUCGAAUGGCGUGGAAGAGCACGAGGACCAAUUCGUUCCUCCACGUCUCGAUGACCCGGCGAAGUCAUAUGCGCAAACCGCUGCGGAGCCCGCACCCGCAGAACGAUACAACGGCACGCCCGCACGAUCACCGGGUGAGUACGAGGGUGCCGGUAUCCUCGAUGCUCCGCCUGUCAGCCCCACGAGAGGAUCGUUCCGGAAGCCGAGAGCGAAGGGGUCGAGGAGCUCGCUGAAGACGAAAAGCACAAGCACGACCAGCUUAAACAGCGAGGACACCUUAUACGAGAGCUACCACCACAACGGCCAAUUGACCAGCAUCAAGCCGAGCAGUGAUUUCGAGGAUAAUCUGGCGCUGGAUGAAAGGGAGAGGAAGCCAUUGCAUCACGGUCGCAAAGCCAAGGGCGAGCAAGAGUUGCAGAUUGCCAGCGGCAGGAUAGCUGCCGCCGGCUGGGAACGCAGUGGCAUUCGAUGGGCGCCGCUCAAUGUGCCCCUGAAACGCCGUAUGCAGACCUUUGUCGUGCUCCUGCAUACGCUCUCCGUGUGCCUCACGUUAGGCUGCUUCUUCUGGUCUUGCGCUAUCCCGCUCUUCUGGCCACUCCUCAUCCCCUACCUCAUCGUCGUCCUCACUUCUAAAGCCGCCACGGACGGCUCUCUCUCCAGCCGCAGCGAGUGGUUCCGUCGCCAGAAAAUCUGGUCACUUUUCGCAUCAUACUUCCCCGCUCGUCUGCACCGCACCACUGAGCUUCCGCCCACGCGAAAGUACGUAUUUGGAUACCAUCCUCAUGGGAUCAUAAGCCACGGCGCUUUCGCAGCCUUUGCGACGGAGGCAUUGGGCUUCUCGCAGCUUUUUCCUGGAAUCACCAAUUCCCUUCUCACGCUCGACUCCAACUUUCGGGUUCCAUUCUAUCGAGACUACCUACUUCGUCUCGGGAUCUGCUCAGUCAGUCGCGAGUCGUGCGAGAAUCUCCUAAGUCGCGGUGGUCCGAACGGCGAGGGCAUGGGUCGCGCCAUCACCAUUGUGGUUGGCGGGGCUCGUGAGUCACUGGAGACGCAACCUGGUACUCUCCGCCUGGUUCUCGACAGUAGGAAAGGGUUCGUAAAGCUGGCUAUCCGAACGGGUGCCGACCUCGUCCCCGUGCUUGGCUUUGGCGAAAACGACAUCUACGAGCAGGUCUCGUCCAAGGACCACCCGCUCAUUCACAAGAUGCAGCUCGCCAUCAAGAAGGUCAUGGGAUUCACUGUUCCGCUGUUCCACGCGCGAGGAAUCUUCAACUACGAUGUUGGACUUAUGCCGUACAGACGGCCGAUGAACAUAGUCGUGGGCAGGCCGGUCAUGGUCAUGAAACAAGAUCGACCAAGCGAUGAGUACGUCAGGGAGAUCCACGAGAGAUAUGUGCGAGAGCUGGUGCGCUUGUGGGACAGUUUCAAGGAUGAUUUUGCGAAGGAGCGGAUCAGAGAGUUGGAGAUCAUCGCAUGAUAGUGGAAGGGGAGACGGUUGAACAGGUGUGGUCAUAUCCUCCGAACAAAACAUGAAUUAAGCAGCUACAUAUGCAGAAAUCGCAUCGAACAGCUUUUUUUUUUGGUUUCACGCACUGCUUCAAUGGUUCCCUUCCUUCCCAGCGCCUUAAGAGGCCAUGGCUUCCUGAACUGCCUUCAAAAUCUGAGGGUGGUGCGCUGCA
Messenger RNA from Verruconis gallopava, 2035 nucleotides. RefSeq lists its product as uncharacterized. Gene Ontology annotation, biological process: triglyceride biosynthetic process. The record is from RefSeq and is a predicted model, not a curated record. The transcript is spliced from 2 exons. Gene Ontology annotation, molecular function: diacylglycerol O-acyltransferase activity. NCBI's taxonomy places the organism in Eukaryota, Fungi, Ascomycota, Dothideomycetes, Venturiales, Sympoventuriaceae. Gene Ontology annotation, cellular component: endoplasmic reticulum membrane. The coding region runs from base 205 to 1833 and encodes 542 amino acids.